This is a messenger RNA of Coturnix japonica (Japanese quail), 3979 nucleotides long. RefSeq names its product leucine rich repeat containing 57 (gene LRRC57). The record is from RefSeq and is a predicted model, not a curated record. Lineage: Eukaryota; Metazoa; Chordata; Aves; Galliformes; Phasianidae. Gene Ontology annotation, molecular function: protein binding. Gene Ontology annotation, cellular component: cytoplasm.
ACGGCUCCCGGCGCCCCGGGUGUGGAAGGGAGAGGGGUGGUGUGGAGAGAGGCUGCUCCGGCCCCAGCCACCCCCGGGGGUGCGGAGGCCGUCUGACUGCAUCGGGAUCGUCCUCUGUUGCAGAAUAAGAGAAGCUGUCUGAAAGCACCACUUGGACCCCCUACAUUUGAAGAGUUAGGAUGGGAAACAGUGCAUUAAAAGCCCACCUGGAAACAGCACAGAAGACCGGUGUGUUCCAACUGACGGGAAAGGGACUCACAGAGUUUCCUGAAGAGCUGCAGAAGCUGACGAGCAACUUAAGGACAAUAGAUUUGUCGAACAACAAAAUAGAGCUUUUGCCACCACUCAUUGGAAAAUUUUCUUUAUUGAAGAGCCUUGUUCUAAACAACAACAAACUGACUGCCCUACCUGAGGAGCUGUGUAAACUGAAAAAACUGGAAACACUGCACUUGAAUGGCAAUCACUUGAAGCAGCUACCAGCUGCAUUUGGACAACUUGCAGCUCUCAAAACCUUGAAUCUUUCUGGGAACCAGCUUCGGACUGUGCCUACACAACUCUGUGGUCUUCGCCACUUGGACGUGGUAGAUCUUUCCAAAAACCAGAUCCAGAAUGUACCCGACAGUGUGGGAGAACUGCAGGCCAUUGAACUCAAUUUGAAUCAGAACCAGAUUUCCCAGAUCUCAGUGCAGAUCUCGCACUGUCCACGCCUCAAAGUCUUGCGUUUAGAAGAAAAUUGUCUAGAACUUAGCAUGCUUCCUCAGAGUAUCCUCAGUGAUUCCCAGAUCUCACUGCUUGCAGUCGAAGGCAACCUCUUUGAAAUCAAGAAACUCAGAGAACUGGAUGGUUAUGACAAGUACAUGGAACGGUUUACAGCUACAAAGAAGAAGUUUGCUUGAUUUUGUUCUGGUUGUGUGUAUCCCUGGUAAGAAGAGUUAGUGACUGAGUCACCUGCUUCACUGACGUGAACCAAGACUGAUAAAGGAGAUUAGAGUAUCCCCUCUAUUAGUUGUAUACAGUUGGUAAGACCAUAUUGAAUAAACUGGAGCUAGAGAGCACAGGUAUUGUACUGAUGAACCUGCCUAGGGGCCAGUUUUCUUUUUGAGCCACUAUAGCUUUUAACACAGUAUGCAUUCUCUCUUGUCAGGGCUCAUUCUUCCAUAGAGAAGGGGAAAAAAUAUUUCAGAUUUGCCAGUUUCCCUUUGCCAGGAAGCUGUCAGUUGAUUUCUAAGAGAAUUAUUUCUGGAAUCGUCUUUCCAUGAUAGUACAUGGAAGUUUUUCUUUCAAAGCAGAUUCAAAAUGUUGUAUAUUCUGCAGUAAGCACUCUUCUACAGAUAUGUUUUUGUUCUUAAUUUAUAGAAUUUUUUUUUUAAUGAAGCACAGAUCAUUAGAGUUAAAUUAAUUUUUAUUAACUGCCUCUAGUAAACAAAUAAUGAUUUGAGCAUUCUUCAUUCAUACUUUUCUUGAUGGACUUUUCCCAUAAGCAAGAAUUGCACUACAGUCCUCUACUGCUUGAGCUGUGUCAAAUAAAAAUGAAGAUAACCUUCAGUGUAUUCAGUAAAAACGUAUACUGUAUCUAUGCACCGACUCCUACGGAAAGUCUUAGCUGUCUCCCUACUGCUGCUGCCUUACUACCAAGAGCACCUAGAAAGAACUGAAGAUGUAUGCAAUUAUUUAACUUAUACUAAAAAGGAAAGUGUGCUUGUUUAUUUGAUUUUUUUGAAAACAAUUUACUAAUUUCAAGCUUAUUUGCUGUACCUGCUGCUGUCACUUAGUAGUACUAAGCUGUCACUACAAAUCACCACUUCAGAUACACGGUUUCAUCAGUUGCUCAUAGCAGUUGUACUUCAAGCCUUUGAGAAAGGAGAGAAGUCAAGUAAGUCAACACUUAUGUAGAAAUUAAGCUAACGUGCUCAGAACAGUGAAAUAGGAACUGUACUAGGUGCGUUUCUUAGAACAUGGAUGCACCUCUUCCUAAUGAAAUGGUCUUCCAGUCUCACUGCAUUUAUUAACUGUUGUUCUUAUAUAUAACCUUUCAUACUUGUGGUAAGAAAGGCAUUUAGACAUUCAACUCCUUGAAGUUGCAGGUGUAAGAAUUACGUGUAGUCAACAUGUUAUGCCAUCUGCAACUAAGGAAAACAAAGUGACCUCUGUGCCAAUGUUCUUCUUCAAUAUACUACUAAUCUUAAUUAUAAUUAAAUGUUUAUUUUAUAAGAUGCUUAGGAAUAUUGAGUUCCCUGGUCCUGUUGUAGUCUUAUUUCAUUCUUACAUUGCAAUACUUACUACAGCAUUUCAGGGAACAUCAAUUAAUUAUUUAAAGGAUGGGUUUGAUCCAUCAUCAAAUUAAACAGGUGUAAUUACCUCCAAGUUCCCCAGACUAUGCAUAAAGAUUGCAAUGGUAGACUUAGAGAAUUCUAUAAUAUGCAAGGACAGGUGUCUUCUUACUUUUUUAAUUACUAAACACUACUGUUUACCACCAGUAAAGCAAGUAUGUACUUGAUUAAUUACUUCUGAGCACGCUUGUUAUUUCAAGUGUUACCACUCCACUGUAAUACUUGUCAAACUGCUCUCAGGUCUAAGAGUAGUUGAUGAAGGACAAAGUUUCACUCCAGAGAUUAACUGCAUUGAAGAGUCCAGAGCCAGCCAGGUUUUCACAUUCCAGGGUCUUAUCUAUCCUUUUGAUCUCAAAUAGAGAAGUUCUCUCAGGGGAGUCAUCAGAAAGAGGUUCCAUUUUGAAUAGGUAGCAAGUUACUUUUGCUUGGUAGGGAUACAACUACCUGCUGUUGCUAGAUUUUUUCUCACAUAGAAUGGCCACAGAUUAAGAUUUUUUUUUUUUUUUUUUUUUGCUUUCCCUAAGCUUCCCCCUGCCCUUUUAAUCAAUAAGCAAAAACAGUACCAUUCUCUGAUCAAUUUCUACUUUUUCCAGAGGGAGACUUAUUCUUACAGUUUGUUUUUAUAGUUUUAAGAGGAACCUCAGAUGUCCCAGGUACCUAGAUGCAUAUCAAGGAUGGUACGGAUUCCUGGGCUAGUAGUUCCUUGCCUGGCAGACAUCUUCUGUUGGUAUUUCUGCUAUUAUAACCAGGUUGCCAACACUAGGGAACCAGUAGACACUUGAGGACUCCCCGAUUCCAGGUGCUAUCUCAUACAAGAAAUAGCUGACAGGACAGUGUUUACUGUACUACUUUGUUUCGCAUGUCAAAACAAUUGCAAGGCCAGAUAAUCAGAAACACAUUCCUCUAUAUUAAUACAGUGAAUAGGUUAUGCAUGAAGCUUGUUUCAAGUUCAGCUCCUUUCCCUUGAUACCUGAAGGCCAAUUUGAAGUAGUAGCUUUCUUCCUACAGACUUGCAGUGCUUGAGACACUGACAGACUAAACCGCCCUCAUUUUAGCACACUUUCCAAUGCAUGGGACAGGAGCAACUGACCUAAUGGGAAUAGUACAAUGGGAUAAUUUAUCAUCAGUAUCAUGCACUUUGCAAUAUUAUGCUGCUGGUUUGUGGGUGUUUUCUAAAACUGAAAAUACUUGUGCUCAGGUGUGCUGCUCCUCUUAAAUGUAGGGUUUAUCUUUGAAUAGACAAAGAAUGCUGAUAUGUAUGCAAGAACAGACAAACUAAUAGGUAUGAGGAAACAGAACAGCAGCAGAAUGGUUGAAAAAGCAGCAGUUGGCAUGUCAUUAAAAAAAAAAUCUCACUGGUUUUGGAGAUAUUUGCAAUAGUAAGUUGCAUUUCUGUUGUUUAUGUGAUUGCCGGUACAUUUAGAAACCUUCCAGUUACUCAUGGGCUAGGCUCUUUUGCUACAUUGGAGUUACAGCAGCUACCAGAAGUUUCAUAAAGCAAAGGGGAGACACCAUGAAAAAUACUAGCUGCUUCUGAGUUAGUCUUGCACUAUCCAAAUCUGUACCAAAGCAGAAGGGGAUUUGUUUGGAGAAAAAAAAUAAAUUCCAUGUUCUGUUCUGGGUCACAGUAAUAAAUGCAUUCAAGCACA